AUGUCAGGGUCUGAGGAGCACACAGACGAAAGAAGUUCGCCCGCUCAAUGGAUCGUUGAUAUUGGAAUGACGCUGCAAUGCAUGAAUGGCAAUGACCCUGAAGCGAAGACGGGCAGUAUUUGCAGUGUUCCAGACAAAAUUCGAGGGGCCAAAGACAAAAGGUACAUGUACAGGCCUCAGUUUGUGGCCAUGGGACCCAUUCACAGGGGCACCAGAACCGACCUGCAAAUCAUGGAAGAGAACAAAUGGCGCUACAUGCACAAGCUUCUUAGUUGCUCAGAUCCAAACGGCUUGGUGUGGAUGCCCCUUCAAAGCUGCUGUGAGGCCAUCAAAGGUAUAGAGGGCAUAAUUCGAGCGAGCUAUGGGGAGAAAAUAGACAUGGCAGCAGAGGAGCAUGCCAGAAUCAUGUUACUUGAUGCCUGCUUUUUCUUAGAGCUCCUGCUUAAGCUCACUGAAAAUGAGAUUGAUCCUUCUGUGGAUAAUACCGCUGACCAGAAAAAGAUGUUGCGUCCGGCUGCUCAUCCCCAACCAGAACUUGCCAGUCUACUGGCACUUUCUGGGCAAAUUGGCGAUGACUUUAAAGAACUUUCUCCCCGAAAAAUCGCCGAGUCACUCUUUGGAUGCAACGUUGCCAGCGCUGACUUCUCCAAAGGUGUUUAUCAUUUCCUUCAUCUCAUCCACUUGGCUCUCAUGAUCCUUCAACAACUGGAAAACGGGACAGCUCCACUACAACUGCAGCGUUGCGCUGGAAAGCUUCAAGCUUUUGGAAUCACACUCAAGGCUUCACAAACCAACGUUUCUCAAGGCAAAAACAACACGAGAAUGGGGGAUUCUGUCCUAAGGGAAUCCGUGGACAGGUUCGAAUUCAAAAUAGAAUUUAAUGAGAGUGCGCGAGAGCUGAUCAUCCCGGUGCUGCACAUAAAAGAAGCAACGGAAGUAAAAUGGAGGAAUUUGAUUGCUUGGGAGCAAACCGAGUUGAGUAGAAUCGGCUACAACUUCACGUCCUGCGCUUAUUUUUUCAAAGGUUUGGUGUGUUGUGCUCAUGAUAUCCAACUGCUCAAGGACAAGGGAGUGAUAAGAGUGCAUAAGGAGGCCAAGGACGAGGAUUUGGUGAUUAUGUUCCAAAGCAUCACUACCGGGGCGGAACGAAAGGAUGCGAGAUACGAGGCAGUAUGUGAGGGAUUGAACAAAGCCAAGGUGAAUGGUGUGGCGGGACGUUGUGUCCUGGUUUUGAGAAUGCCAUGGCAUUAUGGAGCGAUUUUUUCUCGACGGUGUGUGACGGCUUGGCUGCUUUUUCUGGAAUGGCUUCGACGCGGAUUCAAAACCUUGUUCGAUAUCUAUUUGGGUUCUCCAUGGAAGUGCCUCGGAGUUGUUGUCGGUGCAGCUCUGCUUGCUCUCCCUGUUACGCAGACCAUUUAUGCAAUACGUGCACGAGAUGAGUGGGUUCCGAUCGGCAAGAUGAGCAUCGACGAGAAGCAUCCGGAUAAGAUAGUGUUUAAGGUGCUGAUGGGAAUCGGCAAGUCUCUUCCGGUCACUUCCUUCAUGACGCACCAUGAAAAGGAAAAGCACCUUCACAGCCACAACAAUGGCACUAAAUUACUUCUCUAA
Neltuma alba is the source of this 1608-nucleotide messenger RNA. RefSeq lists its product as uncharacterized. The transcript has 4 exons. Lineage: Eukaryota; Viridiplantae; Streptophyta; Magnoliopsida; Fabales; Fabaceae. The record is from RefSeq and is a predicted model, not a curated record. Bases 1 to 1608 code for a protein of 535 amino acids.